AUGGGACGAGCAGCCGCCGUGCGAGCAGCAACCAAGAACAAAACGGACGCCAAGAAAGCUAAAACGAACGCCGUGUACGGCAAGAAACUUAUAAUGGCGGUCAAACAAGGCGGAAGUCCCGAUCCCAAGGCGAAUAAAGCUUUGGCUGACGUUAUCAAGGGCGCCAAGGCAAACUCUGUACCGGUCGACAACAUAAAUCGAGCCAUCAAGAAGGCAUCCGAGGGGAAUGUAGGAGACUUCAAAGAAGCCACUUUUGAAGCCUAUGGCUUUGGGGGUGUUUCAUUGAUUAUUAAUGUUUUGACGGACAACAACAACCGUGCGACGUCGGACGUCAGAACUGCGGUGAACAAGAGGGAUGGAAAGAUUGCCGAAUCUGGAAGCGUCCUGUUCAUGUACGAUCGCAAAGGAAUGAUCGAAGUGCAACAAGAUCUGGAUGAAGAGGCCGUCCUGGAGGCUGCCAUAGAGGCUGGUUGUGACGACUACGAACUUUCUGCUGGAGAUGUCGAAGGAACGACCAUUCUAUAUACGGAUCCAUCCGAAGUCUCCAUGAUGUUUGAAGCGCUCAAAAGUCUAGGCUGUGAUGCAGGCGCAAAAAUGUCUCUUACGUAUGUUACUAAGGCCCCGGUAGAGUGUUCAGACGAGGAUUUCGACAAAAAUAUGGAUAUCAUCGAAGCUCUGGAGGAUUUGGAUGAUGUGGACUCUGUUGAGCACAACAUGUCCAACUGA
This is a messenger RNA of Phaeodactylum tricornutum CCAP 1055/1, 726 nucleotides long. RefSeq lists its product with no specific name. Lineage: Eukaryota; Bacillariophyta; Bacillariophyceae; Surirellales; Neidiaceae. The coding region runs from base 1 to 726 and encodes 241 amino acids. The transcript has a single exon. The record is from RefSeq and is a predicted model, not a curated record.